AUGUUGUAUCCAUUGAAUUAUAGAUUCGACUCAUUGACAAAGAGCGAACACGCAAUUGUUUCCUAUUUUGGAUCCAAAGGUCGUUUUUAUUCAUCUGCUUUUGUUUUCUGCAACUUGUUUGGCUUUACUGGUCUUAAUCCUGAGCAUGGAAGGUCAUGCCUUACUGGUCUUUAUCCGGAGCAUGCAAGGUUAUCAUUGCAGGUGAAUUUUUUCCGUAGUCUUUAUCCAGAGCAUCGAAGGUCAUGCUUGUUGGUGAAUCCUUUCAAGGGAGAAGUUCUAAUGCUCCCAUCAGCAAGUGACGUCCAAGUUCUAGCCAAUAGUCUCUGCAGUGUUGAUUGGUAUGGCAUGGGAUUUGAUAAUAUAACCAACAGCUUCAAGAUUGUUCGUGUGUCCACUAAUAAAAAAGACUAUGUAGCGGCCGAAGUUCUUGUAUUGGGGACAAGCUCAUGGCGGGAGUUACCUACAGUUCCUCCCUGCUUUCCAACCUGCAAGUUCGCAUAUGCACAUUGA
Molecule: messenger RNA, 510 nt
Organism: Prunus armeniaca (apricot)
Lineage: Eukaryota; Viridiplantae; Streptophyta; Magnoliopsida; Rosales; Rosaceae
Source: the annotation of a GenBank genome assembly